UAGGUAUUUUCUGGUCUGUAAUAUGAUGACAUCAACAGCUUAUCAAUAUUAACUCAUUUCUUAUAGCACUUAACGAAGAAGAUUGGCAGUUUUGUCAUGAAUUUACAGCUGCAUUCCGUCCUUUGCAUAUUAUGACAAAACGAUUGCAACAGAAUAAUCAGGCUUUUCCGGAGUUUUAUAUGCAAUGGGUUCUUGCAAUCCGAGAUCUGCGAAUUAUGCAAGAUAAUAGAUUCGCAAGACCACUGAUUGAUGCCCUCAACCAACGACUUGUGAGUCUCAAAGACAAUAUGAUUUUCAAAGCUUCUCUGUACUUAGAUCCAAGGUUUACAUACAUGAACUCUACGUUUUUUACUCCAGAUGAGAAGGAAGAAGUUCAGAAUUACAUAAUGUGCGUGUGGAAGCGGAUUGAAAAACUGAGGUCAAAAGAAGACUCUGCCACUACCGUUCAAACACAAAGCUUAAAUACUUCCAAUGAUAUUGACAAUUAUUUGACUGAAAUGUUUGGAGGAUCAAGCUCGUAUAUGGACAUAUCUCAAGACCCUAGCUCCAAAAUCAGACAGCAACUCAAAAUGCUGGAGGUUGAGCCGCGAAAAUUGCACGAUUAUGAUACCUGGAGUCAUUGGUUGCUGAAGAAAUCAACGCAUCCAGAAUUGACGAUAGUGGCGUUAGCUAUUUUAGCUACACCUUCUAACCAGGUUUCGGUUGAACGGGCAUUUAGUGCAUUAGGCUUGGUGCUAUCUGAUUUGAGAACAGGACUUGCUGAUGAGACUUUGGAAGAUAUUUUAUUACUAAAGCUCAAUGCGGACCUUUUUAAAAAAAUCUUUCCAUCGUUGUACGAUUGGGGAAAUUUGAGAAGUAAUGCGCUAUGAUUUUGAACCACUAAGCUAAGUUUAUUCCUAUUCUUCACAUUAUUAAGUUAUGAAUAAUAAUAAUAAAACAAUGAGCAGUUUUAUUUAAAAUUUAAUUUUAUUGAACUAAGAAAACCAAUGUACA
This is a messenger RNA of Armigeres subalbatus, 993 nucleotides long. RefSeq lists its product as uncharacterized. Gene Ontology annotation, cellular component: nucleus. The transcript is spliced from 2 exons. The coding region runs from base 132 to 869 and encodes 245 amino acids. Lineage: Eukaryota; Metazoa; Arthropoda; Insecta; Diptera; Culicidae. Gene Ontology annotation, molecular function: protein dimerization activity. Gene Ontology annotation, biological process: regulation of transcription by RNA polymerase II. The record is from RefSeq and is a predicted model, not a curated record.